AAAAAUAAUGUUUGAAAUGAAAUAAGUUUAUAAAAAAAUUGUGAGAGCAAAAUGACCCAAACUAACUAGCGAUCAGCGAAGCAGGCAGGCAGCAAAGGGAAGGAACGUAAUGGGCGAAGCAUUGUUCGAUCUUGAACAACUUCUCAUUUCCAAAAGGGCGAAAUUGACACCUGAUGAAGCAAACAUUCUUCAAUCAUGCAAAACUAAUGCUAUAAAAAAUUUCACUGUUUUUUCACUUGUUUCCGGUGCUGCUGCAUGGACAGUAACUGGGAGACUUGGUAAAGCAUUUCAAGUAAACCUUACAGCAGGAGCUGCUGCUUUUUGUGGACUGAGGAUAUUUAGUAGAUCCUUGUAUUCUUCUGCAGAUCACAUUCUUUCACUGGACGGCAGUACAUUACAGAAGGAGUUAGCAAAUAUAUUGGUGACAAAGUACCAACAUGAUCCUUCGCUAAUGAAGCUUAUAUCUAAGCAUUUUUAUUCGGAGAGAUUAUAUGACGAUUCAGCCUCUAAUACUCCUAAAUUAAGAUGGCGAUACCGUAAUUUUUUUAGCGAUAAUGUAAUCAAUGGAAACAAGACACAGGAUCAUGACUCAUAUAAUAAAUCACAAGGCAACUCUCACAAUGAUUCCUAUGCUUCCGAUUCCUUAGAAAAAUCCCAAGGCAAGUCUGAAAAUAUCACUGACAGCAAAAGGACAACUCGUGGUACCAAGCAAAGUUUUAUAAAUCCUGGUUCUGAGGUCUUGUCAGAGGUAGACCCUCUUGAUUGUCUUUUUGGUUAUGGUGCUCCAAUGGAGGAGAAUUUUCAUCCUAAUACCCCAAACAAACCAUCAGGGACGCAUCAUCGAGGCCAUAGAAGACAUCGCCGCAGGCAUCGGAUGCGUGAUCAUGAUGACCUUUCAAACUCAGAGCAUGCAGCAGCUGUUUGAAUGUCAUGUCACCCAACAUUUGCCGAUGUUGAUGUGCGAGGCUAAUGUAAAAUGUGUGCUUUUGAUUUCUAAGCAACAUUCAGAUCUGACCCAUUUCUGCAAAUGGUAUUACUGAACUGAAGAGAGUUCCUAGUGCCUUCAUAAUGAUAUUUGAAUCUAUCUCUCUUUAAAUAAUGCGAUAUUUGAAGAAAUGUCUCAAAUUAUUAUGAGGAUGGCUCUGUUUGAGUUUACUAUAUUGUAUGUAUCAUCAGCUUUUACUUUUUCUCAUA
This is a messenger RNA of Medicago truncatula (barrel medic), 1194 nucleotides long. RefSeq lists its product as uncharacterized. The coding region runs from base 110 to 925 and encodes 271 amino acids. The transcript is spliced from 6 exons. The record is from RefSeq and is a predicted model, not a curated record. Lineage: Eukaryota; Viridiplantae; Streptophyta; Magnoliopsida; Fabales; Fabaceae.